AGUCUUGGGCACGGGGGCAAUGGUUCUCCGAUAGGAGCCAGUCUUGGGCACGGGGGCAAUGGUUCUCCGAUAGGAGCCAGUCUUGGGCACGGGGGCAAUGGUUCUCCGAUAGGCUCGUCGAGGGCAUACUCUCGGCAGAGCGAGUGUCGCAGUUCUACAGCAACUUCUACCCGCUGCUGCAGCCAGAUGAGGACUCUGCGCGGGCGAUGCUGAACAUUAGGAACCUCUUCAACCAGCAGAUCGAGUACAUCAUGCGGAAGAGCGGUCUGCGCGGCGGCCUAAAGGCCGAGCCCGCGGACCCCUACUGGAAGCAGGUGCGCUACCUCUUCCUGCAGAUGUGGGGCCUGAAGGAUGCGUAUAACCUGGUGGCAGAGGAGAAGGCCGUGCGGAGCAUCGACAUGGUGGACAUGUUCUUCAUCAACUCCCACGCGGAGCUCGGAGAGCUCAUCCAGGCUUACAGCCCUGAGGCUGUCGCCGCACGAACCAACGUCCAGGCGACCAAAGCGAAGCGAGCGAAGCGAGGCGGUUCUUUUCUGCAGCUGAACGAUGUGGAGCACGAGGCGAGCGCUUUGGAGGUGGACCGGGACUGGAAGCUGCGCCUGGCGAAGCGGGGCCAUUGUUCCGCGCUGGUUCGGCUGGCGCCCUCCAACGGAGAUCUGCUGGUGGGCCACACCACCUGGAGCGACUACAGCAAGAUGACGCGUGUCUUCAAGUACUACAAGUUCCACUUGCCGCUGUCCUUCCAAGCCAACGAGCUCAUCGGCCUGAGCUCAUACCCAGGAUGCGUGAGCAGCACUGACGACUUCUACAUGAUGGACAACGGCUUGACCGUGAUGGACACCUCCCUGGAGGUGCUGAACCCCAAGGUCUACGACCGCAUCCCAGAGGACCCCGACCAGCCAAGGCUUCCGCGGUUCCUGCACGUUAUGGCCGUGAACCGCGUGGCCAAGACAGGCACGCAGUGGACGUCUCUCCUGGCAUCCCAGAACCUGGGCACCGGGAACUCCCAGUGGGUGGUCGUGGACUACAACAGGUUUCUGCCGGGCCAGCCGCUGCGGGACAACGCCCUGCGGCUCUUGGAGCAGCUGCCGGGGCUGUCCCACCAGGCGGACCUGAGCUCGGAGCUGUCGGCGCGGGGGUACUGGGGCUCCUUCAACCGGCCCUUCUUCCAGGACAUUCGGCGGCUGUCCGGCCACGAGAGGGCUGAGGCGGCCUGGGGUGCGCUCUACUCCUUCGAGGCGGCACCCAGGGCGCAGCUGAUGCGGAGGUAUGGCUCCAGCAUCAGCGACCUCAGUGGCAUGCGCAGCACCAUGACGCGGAACGAUCCUUCGGACGCCACGCCCGGCAUGCCCAGCGGAGCCGGGCACGCCAUCAUGGCCCGCCUGGAUUUGGACGCGAUGGUGAACAACAUCCCCAACGGCGGAAUCGACGCCAAGGUGACAAGCGCCUGCCUCAUGAAGACCAUGAGGUGCCAGGCCGUGAGCGGGCCAUCCCACGGGACGCUGCCGCCCUUCCGCUGGAGCAAAGAGGCCAUCGACGGCAGCCGGACGGAGCUCUUUCAGGGCUGGCCUCACCUGGGCCUCCCGGAGCUCUGGGACUUCGGCUUCGUGGAGAUGAGCCCCCAGGAGACCGACGCCUCGACCAAGCUCAGCGAGUGCGUCGCCUGAGCGGCCCGAAGCGCGAAGCGGAAAAGCCUGGAGUGUUCCUCUGGGUGUCUCACAGUGAGUCCCAUG
Molecule: messenger RNA, 1733 nt
Organism: Effrenium voratum
Lineage: Eukaryota; Dinophyceae; Suessiales; Symbiodiniaceae
Source: the annotation of a GenBank genome assembly